AUGUUUCAUUCGAAAACUUUUAAUGGUAUAAUCAAGAAGAGAAAAAGUGUCUCCAGUAAAGAUCGGCUGCAUCAAAAUGAGGAGGAAGUAAGACUUUUGGAUGUACAAAUUAAAAGGCCUCAUAUACAAAGAGAACUAGCCGAACAGAAAGCUUUGAAGGAGAAAAAACAAAGAGAGGAAAUGCAAGAACGUUUAGAGGAAAACAAACGUUUUGAAGAAGAGUGCCGAAGAAAUAGAGAAAUUUUCCUGGAGGAAGAAAGAGAAAAUGUAGAGAAAAAGGCUAAGUUUCGUAGAGAUAUUUUAAAGCAAAUGGAAGAAAAGGAAGAAAAAUGUAAAUUGGAAAGAGAGUUUGUAUUAAAAGAACGUGCGAGUAUGCAGAGAUUUUUACAAAGCUUUGAGCCGGACAAGGAAAGAGAAAGGCAGCACAUGUUAGAGCUUAAAGAGUUGGCAAAACAAGAUCGGGAUGAGUAUCUCAAACAAGUUAAACUUUAUAAAACACAACAAAAAGUAGAUGCUGAAGAGGAUCAUAGAAAAUACAUGGAAAUGGUCAGACAAAGAGAUGAAACUGAAAGAAUGCGUAUACAGAAACGCAAAGAGAACACCAUGAAACGUGAAGCUCUCAGUGAGAGAAUAGGGCAACAAGUUUAUGCCCAACAAAUGAAGCAACAACGACAUAAUGAUUUACUCCUUGAGCUUUUAAUAGAAGAACGUUUGGCUAAAGAUGAUGAACGCUAUUAACAGAAGCUGGAAAAACAAAUACAAACAGCCAAAUCCUUAAAAGAGGAUUUCGAAAGAUCACGUUUGAUACGACGACAAGAAACACUAUUCCGUCAGCAAGAAGAUAUGGACUUUUUCCUUAGAAAAAGUGUCUCCAUUAAAGAAUUUUUUUUUUCUGUAGGAAAAGUGUCUCCAUUAAAGAGACUUUUUCUGUAG
Lucilia sericata (common green bottle fly) is the source of this 933-nucleotide messenger RNA. Its product is annotated as trichohyalin-like. The record is from RefSeq and is a predicted model, not a curated record. Gene Ontology annotation, cellular component: motile cilium. Gene Ontology annotation, biological process: cilium organization. Lineage: Eukaryota; Metazoa; Arthropoda; Insecta; Diptera; Calliphoridae. The transcript is spliced from 2 exons.